Hippopotamus amphibius kiboko is the source of this 1663-nucleotide messenger RNA. It is a transcript of the gene ALPI, whose product is annotated as alkaline phosphatase, intestinal. The transcript has 11 exons. Gene Ontology annotation, cellular component: plasma membrane. Gene Ontology annotation, molecular function: alkaline phosphatase activity. The record is from RefSeq and is a predicted model, not a curated record. Lineage: Eukaryota; Metazoa; Chordata; Mammalia; Artiodactyla; Hippopotamidae. Gene Ontology annotation, biological process: dephosphorylation. Bases 59 to 1663 code for a protein of 534 amino acids.
CUCGCCCGAGAUCUGCCUCCCACGGAUCCCAGCCGUGCGGCCCUCCACCAUCACAGGCAUGCGGGGGGCCCGGGUGCUGCUGCUGCUGGGCCUGCGGCUGCGGCUCUCCCUCGGCUUCAUCCCAGUUGAGGAGGAAGACCCUGCCUUCUGGAACCGCCAGGCAGCCCAGGCCCUGGAUGUCGCUAAGAAGAUGCAGCCCAUCCAGACAGCUGCCAAGAACCUCAUUCUCUUCUUGGGGGACGGGAUGGGGGUGCCCACGGUGACAGCCACUCGAAUCCUAAAGGGGCAGAUGAAUGGCAAGCUAGGACCUGAGACACCCCUGGCCAUGGACCAAUUCCCAUACCUGGCUCUGUCCAAGACAUACAACGUGGACAGACAGGUGCCAGACAGUGCAGCCACGGCCACUGCUUACCUGUGUGGGGUCAAGGCCAACUAUAGGACCAUUGGUGUAAGUGCAGCCGCCCGCUACAACCAGUGCAACACGACACGUGGCAAUGAGGUCACGUCUGUGAUGAGCCGGGCCAAGAAAGCAGGGAAGUCAGUGGGAGUGGUGACCACCACGAGGGUGCAGCAUGCCUCGCCAGCCGGCACCUAUGCACACACGGUGAAUCGUAACUGGUACUCAGACGCCGACAUGCCUGCCCAGGCGCUGACGCAGGGCUGCCAGGACAUCGCCACGCAGCUCGUCCACAACAUGGACAUUGACGUGAUCCUGGGUGGAGGCCGGAAGUACAUGUUUCCUGAGGGGACCCCAGACCCUGAAUACCCAGACGAUGCCAGUCAGAAUGGAAUGCGGAAGGACAAACAGAACCUGGUGCAGGAAUGGCAGGCCAAGCACCAGGGUGCCCAGUACGUGUGGAACCGCACGGCGCUCGUUCAGGCGUCGACGGACCCCAGUGUAACACACCUCAUGGGCCUCUUUGAGCCGGCAGACAUGAAGUAUGACGUCCAGCGAGACCACACCAAGGACCCAUCCCUGGAGGAGAUGACAGAGGCGGCCCUACGGGUGCUGAGCAGGAACCCCCGUGGCUUCUACCUCUUCGUGGAGGGAGGCCGCAUUGACCACGGUCACCAUGACAGCAUAGCUUAUAUGGCGCUGAACGAGGCCGUCAUGUUCGACACUGCCAUUGCCAAGGCUAGCCAGCUCACUAGUGAAGCGGACACACUGAUCCUUGUCACUGCUGACCACUCCCAUGUCUUCUCUUUUGGUGGCUACACACUGCGUGGGACUUCCAUUUUCGGGUUGGCCCCCAGCAAGGCCUCUGACAACAAGUCCUACACCUCCAUCCUCUAUGGCAAUGGCCCUGGAUACGUGCUUGGUGAGGGCUCAAGGCCAGAGGUCAACGACAGUGAAAGCAGGGACCCCCUGUACCGGCAGCAGGCGGCCGUGCCCCUGUCGAGCGAGACCCACGGCGGCGAGGAUGUGGCGGUGUUCGCGCGCGGCCCGCAGGCGCACCUGGUGCACGGCGUGCAGGAGCAGAGCUUCGUGGCGCAUGUCAUGGCCUUCGCCGCCUGCUUGGAGCCCUACACCAACUGCAGCCUGCCCGCCGCGGCCGGCCGCCCCAGCGCCGCGCACCCGGGUCCGGCCGUCGGCCCGCCCUCGCUGGCGCUGCUGGCCGUGGCGCUGCUGCUGCUGCUGCUGCUGGAGCCCGCCCUGCACUGA